GAUGGGAAUUUCGCGGGAGGACUAGACAUGCUUGAGCGAGCAUCUAGCCGGUGGGGUAUCGACCCCGACGCCUACACCUUCAACCUUUUCUUCAGCGCAGCUGCAAAGAAAAGGUCUUCUGCGAGCCGUGUUGCCGCAAAGAAAGCAGAGAACCUCAUGUCUCGUCUUGGAGUGGCGCCUGAUAGAAUCACGAUAAACGCACGGAUCGAUCACGCCAUCAAACAAGGGAAGCUGGACGAAGCAAUCGAGACUUUCGAACAAGCUCUGGAUGGGGAUUUCCCCGGGGUAGUGCCGGAUGUGAUCACUUUCAACGUUGGCAUUGCUGCCUACAUGGCGCGCAAUCUGGACGACAGGGCCUUCAAGCUGCUUGAAGAAAUGAACAGGCGCGAAAUUCGUCCAAGGGCGGAUACGUUCAACUCAAUUCUCACUGGACUAACCAAGGGGGGAGACACAUUGCGUGUCAUCGAGGUGUUCAACAAGUAUUUGCGGCAGGAUGACAGUGGGCACGGGAGCAGCGUGGCGCCUACGCUCGUCUCGUACAACCUGGUCCUUCAAGCGCUGUGCCUCGAGAACGACAAGCGGCAGGCUCGUUUGGUGGAUGCUGAAAUGCGACGAAGGGGUAUCAAACCGGACAACAUCACCUUGGCAGCUCUGGUCCGACUGCAGUUCAGCCGAGAGGAUGUGUACAACGUUAUGGAGACUGCGAGGAAGCUGCGCAUUGAUCCGUCGUUGACAUUCCUCAACAGCUGCAUCAGAGCGCUCGGAGAUCAUAGCGACGUGUACGGAGCCUUGCAAGUGAUGGAACGCAUCAAGGCCCUGGAGGGCAUGGAACCUGACGUGUUUUCUUACAACUCGCUCAUAUAUGCCCUUGUGCAAGAUCCAUGGGUGUUUGAGGAAAUUGAAGAUGUCGGCAGCGUGGAGGAUAUUCCGGAGGUGACUGCCGUGACGACAUCUUCUCGGCCGGCUGGCUCAAAACAAGCGCCGUUCGCCUCUGUCGUUGAUGGGCCAUCGUCUCACGGGUCAAGCAGUGCUGGCUUAGACAGAGUCAUUGGAGCAGAGGCAGCCCUGCUGUUGCUGGAAGAGAUGAAGACGUUGCCGGAUGCCUGUGGAGUUUCUCCUGAUAUUUUCACGUACACCACCGUAAUAUCGGGGGUGACCCGGGCCGAGGACGCGCGGAGAGCUGGGCGCCACGUGAAGCAAUGGUGGCGGACGCCGAGAAGUGGGCCUGGGUAUCAAGGGAUACGCGCUGCGGAUGGCGGCGCAGAGCAAGUCUCAUCGACAGAGCUGUGCACGCAGCUGUAUAUGGAGGCCACGGAGAGAGAUAUUCACUUAAAUGGCAAAAUCUGCAACGCGGUCUUGGUUGGCUUCGGGGCUGAUCUCACGGGCGCCAUCUCGUUCUGGCGACGGUGUGUGCGACCCGCUUUGGUGCAAGACUCCGACGAACGAGAUGCUGUCAAUGGCAUUUCCGCCCAGCAAACCCGCCGGCCGCAGGAGAACCUCAAGAAAGACCUUUUCUCCGCGUACUGUGGGCUACUAUACGUGUGUGGUCGGGCGCAACGUCCGGAUGCCGCUCUGAAGGUUGUGUUUGCGCUGAAGAAGGACGGCAUAAGACCAUCAUCUGCCCUUUCGAACACGUACUUCAAGGCGAGAAAGGACAGUAGGGAGUCGGAAGACGAUCCGCAAGCUGGGCCCGCGCGAUUCCGUGUGAUGCGACUGCUGGAUCGCCAACUCGAGAAUACAUUGGAAGUGGAGUGUGGUGUCUCCAAGCAUGCGGAUCAAAUGGACCUUCCGAUAGAACGCAUCCGAAUCCGGUUUUGAUUACCAUGCGUGGUUUGGCUCUGUCAGAAUGACUGAAAUGUGAAAUGUGAAAUGUGUUUACGACGGGUGUUACGGGAGGCCAAGAGUAUCCACGAGAAACCAACCAUCAACCUCUUGGUUGAAAUGUUGAAAUGUACCACCGGUUACUAGGCUAGUUCAAUUGAUGUACAUAUUAUUCUUCGCGCAAGUGUCGGAUGCAGCCGGGCACUUGUUUCGGUAGCGGAACAAGUUCUUUGGGCGUGUAGGCUUUGGUCCGUAGGAAGCCUCGUCGCAGAUAUGAAGUGCCGUGUUAAAGAGGGUGGUGGGUGGAACGUGUUGAUGAGAGAGGGCUGGCACUCCAUGGCUUGAAUGAAACCUUGGUUUUUCCUGUUCGUCGGUACUGUAGGAAUACCCUUUUCUGGGCAAUCCCAAACCGAGGCACCUUGUUGAUUGUGACAGAGG
Molecule: messenger RNA, 2259 nt
Organism: Ectocarpus siliculosus
Lineage: Eukaryota; Phaeophyceae; Ectocarpales; Ectocarpaceae
Source: the annotation of a GenBank genome assembly